UCGAAGAUCGAAUUCUCAGUUGUCAUUUAGUCGAAGAUGUCAACUAAAUGUCUAAUAGCGAGUUUGGUCCUGCUACUUGUGCAUACAUCAUCAGGUCAACGAUGCAAUAAACUAUCCUUCCAACGCCUGUGUGUCACCGAUGGCAAUGAUUUGGUACUCGAAAACGAAAGGCUAUCAAUGACCAUUAAUAAGACAAAAGGACAGAUCAUUGAACUUUAUUAUAAUUCGAUUAUCGAUACAACCAUCAAAUCAACGAACCUGGUGGGAGGCGGCUCUAACUAUUACCUUGCCAAUAUUGAUGUCGACGGCAAGAAUGCGUCGGUUAGACCUUAUAUGGGAAAUAUAAAUAUUACCCAGAAUGCCGAACUUAUCGACAUUGCAUUCAUAAGCAACGACACAAGCAUUUGGCCAGUCUACUUCGAGUUUCACUUGGUCCUCGAAAAGAAUUCGUCCGUAUUUUACUACUACUCCAUUCACAAGUAUUUGAGAGAUGGUUACACUGCCGGUCAGCUACGAUGGGCAAUAAGGGCCAACAUGGACAUUUUCAAGUACUAUAGUGUAGAUGGAAAGAGGGCGGGGACUAUGCCCUUACAGCGAGAUAUAAAAUCAGCCCAGACACAGACUGUACAAGACUGGACAUAUAUGUUCAAAGAUGGAACAGUUUACUCAAAAUAUCAGCAAAUAUCGUCUAAUGAAGACAUAAACACUGUGUUCGGUAUUUAUGGUAAUCGCUUCGGACUGUCUCUACUACAGACACACAAAGAAUGGGUCAGUGGAGGACCAUUCAAGCAGGACCUGACAACACACACCGGACAUUUGUUGCUUUUCCAUGAACACUCGGGACACUACGGCACUCCAGAACUGGUACCCACAAAGGGAUGGACCAAAGUGUACGGUCCAAUCGGCUUAUAUUUCAAUGAAGGACUUAGUCUUUCGGAAAUGUAUUCCGACGCUCAGAGACAACUCAGAGAAGAGGAGAAGAAGUGGCCGUACCAGUUUGUCACCGCACCAGAGUACAACGCACAAGGGAGGGGCAGUGUGUCGGGAGUACUUACUGUGGAUGGGUCGCCGAAUAAAGAGUGGACAUACCUUAUUCUAACCGAACCUCAUGUUGAUGAUCCACAGUUUGAGUCGGCCACUUACAUGUAUUCCGCAGUAGCAGGAAAAAAUGGUGAAUUCAAAAUACCAGCUGUGAGACCAGGCACAUACAAACUGCAAGUGAUAGCCAAGGGUGUGGUUGGAAGGUACAUUCAAGACAACAUUCACGUCUAUCAAAAAGAGAACAGUGAUCUUGGCACAAUUGAUUGGAAGCAGGAGACCCAUGGCGAAUUACUUUGGCAGAUCGGUGUGCCUGAUAGAAGUUCUGCAGAAUUUAAAUCGCCACCUGGUUUUCCAUCGCCUAUCCCUAAUUUAGAAGAGUACCGUAAGUUUGGCACAUGGCUCAGCUAUCCCAAGACAUUUCCUAACGAUCCGGAUUUCACAGUAGGUCUUAGUGACCCAGCCGAAGACUGGUGCUAUUUUAUGCCCACGAUCAAGACACCUGGCUUUCCUGCUCAACUUAAACUGGUUAAUGUCACCCAAAAUGCGCAACCUACCAUCUGGAAAGUCAGAUUCAAUUAUAGCGGGUCAACUAAAGGCAACGCCACAUUAAUACUGGGAUUUACUGCUAGGGUCAAAGCCGGUAUUCGUGCGCUCAUCAACGGUGAGGAAAUACUUGAGGUAGUCGAUUUUGACGGACCGCAAGGCGAUUCUGCAUUGUUUCGUCAGGCAGCGCAUGGUAUAUUCCACCAGCAGAGUGUGACGUUCGGCCUAUCGCUAUUGAAGGACAAGAAUAUUCUAGAGUUAACACCUGCUGGUGUGGUGAAUCAGAAUCAUUUUGACAGAAUGAUGAUGUGGGACUUCUUGAGAAUGGAAGUUAGUAAUUAAUUGUGUUUUCAUAUACUAUAGAAAAGGUUUGUUUUGUUAAUUAUCAAUGAAUAAAGAUUUAAAAAAUUU
Molecule: messenger RNA, 1995 nt
Organism: Agrilus planipennis (emerald ash borer)
Lineage: Eukaryota; Metazoa; Arthropoda; Insecta; Coleoptera; Buprestidae
Product: rhamnogalacturonate lyase-like
Exons: 6
Coding region: 37-1926 (629 amino acids)
Biological process (GO): carbohydrate metabolic process
Molecular function (GO): catalytic activity; carbohydrate binding
Source: RefSeq, a predicted model, not a curated record